Molecule: messenger RNA, 2603 nt
Organism: Pogoniulus pusillus (Red-fronted tinkerbird)
Lineage: Eukaryota; Metazoa; Chordata; Aves; Piciformes; Lybiidae
Gene: FSBP
Product: fibrinogen silencer binding protein
Exons: 2
Coding region: 742-1680 (312 amino acids)
Cellular component (GO): nucleus
Source: RefSeq, a predicted model, not a curated record
CCAGGCGACUCCGGUUCGCGGCACCUUGCCGCCUCUCUUGCUCGCCUGGGAGGCUCAGCCGCCGAGGAAAGCGGCCUCUUUAAGAAGCCCCCGUGCGGGCAGCUCCAGCGGGCGGCCAAGCGCAGGAGAAGCUGAGCUUUGCUGCGAAGCCCGCGCCUGAGUGUAACCUACCCGGCUGGGGGAGCCGCCGGCGCUGACUGACAGCAGGACCAGCACUAUGCAAAUGGCGGCGGGAGCGCGGCGGCGGCGGCGGCGGCCGGGGGCUCUCUCGGGGAGCUCUCUACACACGCCGCCCGCUCCCCGCAACGCUCCGCGCCUGGCACAAAGCAAUUGUUGCUGUUCCGGGGACGCCGUUCCGUGUCAAAAAUCCUCCCGAGCGCGGUUUGAGCCGUGCGAGAGCGAGGGAGAUGUGUCAGAGCUUGUUAGUCGAGCUAAAUUAGGUAAUUUUUAGCUUGGGUAACGUGCUAAUCUCUAAACCUUUAAAUCCUGCCUCUGUGUGUGUGUCUGGUCUCUUCGCACAAAAGUGUGCUUUUUUUUCCGCUUGUUUCUUCUCGUCUUCUUCAGUCUGAAGCCUUAUGUAGGUCAGGCUUGGCUUAAGCAGAUUUCCUGAACCUGCGUCAGCUUAAGCUGAAGGAAUUUUAAUAAACCCUCCCUUGUAGGCGUGGGCCUAAAUGAGACUAGACUAGUUAAGCCUGAUCUUUUUCUGUUCGUGAAAAAGAGCUGAGCGGAGCUAGGGACUGCAUGGUGGCUCCAGACAGCCGCUGCCUUAAUUCCGAGCUAACAAUGGUCGGCAAGGCCAGAUCGUCUAAUUUCACCUUGUCCGAAAAGCUCGAUUUGCUCAAACUGGUGAAGCCCUACGUUAAAAUUCUGGAGGAGCACACCAAUAAGCAUUCCGUAAUAGUGGAAAAAAACAAAUGCUGGGAUAUCAUAGCUGAUAACUACAAUGCCAUCGGAGUAGAUCGCCCUCCUCGCACCGCGCAGGGCCUGCGCACGCUGUACAAGAGGCUCAAAGAAUAUGCCAAGCAGGAGCUGCUGCAGCAAAAGGAGACUCACUCAGACUGCAAAAGCAGCGUUUCCGAGCCAACCAAGAAAGUUGUGGAGAUGAUUCCACAGAUUUCCAAUGUGUGUUUAAGGGACAGGAGCGGUGUUCCAAGUGCUAAUGUCGAUAAAGAAACAAUUGCUGGCACCAGUUCACCACAGGCAAUGCUGGAUCACCACCCCGCCGCAGUCAUGAUGGAGUUGCAAUCAGAAGAGGAUGUCAAACCUCCUCCUUCUUUGAUUAUAGACUCCCAGCAAAGCGAGAGCUUGGAACAAGAGGAGGAACACCAGUUGGUGCAUAUUAUGGAAAGGUCUCCUUCCACAUCAGUGUCUUCAGUUGAUAUGAGAGUAAUGAUGUCUCCCUCCCCUGUUCCAAGAAGAGAUGAGUUCUUUAGGCUUGAGGUUGGAGAACGCUUUAGACCGAUGUGCGGUUAUGACCCUCAGAUGUUACAAAUGCUGAAAGAAGAGCAUCAAAUAAUACUAGAAAAUCAAAGAAAAAUUGGUCUUUACGUCCAAGAGAAAAGGGAUGGUUUGAAAAGAAAGCAGCAACUGGAAGAAGAACUGUUGAGAACAAAAAUUAAAGUAGAGAAGCUGAAGGCAAUACGACUACGCCGGGAUCUGCCGGAAUACAGCAAUAUCUAAAUAUUUUAUUCUGUGAAACACUUAAUAAUAAAUGCUUUUGCCCUAGCAAAAUUGUUCCUUAUGUUAAUAGGGAUGGAUCAAAAUCCAGGCUUGAGAGAUGAAAGCCUAUUUUCCAUGUUUGUUGUUUAGCUACCUUAGGAAAAUUGGUUGGUUUGAGCGCACCCAACUCUUCUGGCCUGAGGUAUAAUCAGAUCCUGUAUAUUUAAGUCUUUAGGUUGAUAAAAAUCCAAACUUUAUAACUAUUUCUGAUGAGCAAUUUGAAAUUUGGCUGGGCUCUUCUUAAAAAUUUGGAUCAUUUAUGUUAUUUGUUUCGAAUAAUCACCUGCCCCUUAGUGUCUUAAUGAAGUUAAGGUUGAUAAAUGUGAAAAAGAGGAGUCAGAGGCUGCAUUUAAAUGUCUUAUUCUUUACAAGCUGGUCAAUCUUAAGAUGGUGAAUUUUUUUGCUGCUUGGAAAACAAAAUGACUGGAUUGUUCUAUUUUUUUAACCUUCAGUAGACAGUUGGAUACAUGUACAUCUUUUUUAAUAGUGAAUUCUUCGGGUUGUUUCCAGUGGAGGAGUGGAUGUUGUCAACAUAGAGACAAUGAAUGCAGUGCUUGGUUUCUACAGCUGCAUGCAUGUGUCAUUCAUGUGUACAGUGGCCAUGGUCAUACAUAGAGUAAUGACACUGGUGAUCAGUCAUGACAGUGCCCUGUUUCCUCAUUUGCAUGCAUAAUUACUGCAGUGCAUGUGCAACCAAGACUGUUGCAGGUGCCUUUUCAUCAAUGUCACGAUAAGCUACUGAAAUGAAAUAGUUGCUGUCUUGUAAGUUAACACGUGGCUUGGAAUCCACAGGAGAUUCUUUGUUAUUCUGGGUACCUUUUAUAAAUGCUGUUGUUCUGGUCUUUCAAUUAGUUUCAAAUAAAAAGCCCCAGAUGAAAAAGAAA